Molecule: messenger RNA, 6042 nt
Organism: Hemicordylus capensis (graceful crag lizard)
Lineage: Eukaryota; Metazoa; Chordata; Lepidosauria; Squamata; Cordylidae
Product: T-box-containing protein TBX6L-like
Exons: 10
Coding region: 4242-5516 (424 amino acids)
Biological process (GO): regulation of transcription by RNA polymerase II; positive regulation of DNA-templated transcription; cell fate specification
Cellular component (GO): nucleus
Molecular function (GO): RNA polymerase II cis-regulatory region sequence-specific DNA binding; DNA-binding transcription factor activity, RNA polymerase II-specific
Source: RefSeq, a predicted model, not a curated record
GUAAGCCAUCUGUCAGGUUUGUGGUAGCAGAUUUCUGCUCUUCGUGGGGUUGCACUCCAAGGCCCUUUCCAACUUUAACUUUCUUCCUUCAGUCCCUGAAUAAGAGGGAAGAGAACCUUCCAAACUCUUAAUUUGUUCCUCAAAGAACAAUUUAAGCAGCAGUUUUAAAAAAAUCUAGGAAUAAAAGAGACUUUUGCAAGCCUAAUGCCAAUAUCCUGCUUAUGCUGAGGAUAAUUCCACCUCGCUGGGAAGCAUUUUCCUUAGACAAAUCAAGCCAUUCAAUUAUAUCGUUUAGAACUUAUUUGUGUUCCUCAAGAUAUUUUUGUUCUCAAAACUGCAGGUUCAGAACAGCUUCUCUUGAUUGGUGUUCAGGAUAUUGACCAGGCCCCUUCUCAAGAAAAACGAUCAGGCAUGUAUUUCAGUUUUCCUUAUUUGAGAGACGAAUGCAGAUCCACACACAAACACGGGAAGGCCUGAGUAUUGGGGGCUGCCACAAGAGCUUUGGAUCUCUUGUUGAAACCGCUCUUGAAUCUUGUCUGAAUCUCAUCCCCUUCUGGCCGAGAUGGGGAUGGGAUUUCCCCUCUCUUUCAUCUCAGGCAAUGCCUGGCAGGGGCGCUCCAGAGGUUGAUUCCAUCAGGAACUUUGGGUCCUUCAAAGGCUGGCGAGGGGAGAGGCGGGGCGGCUUUUCUUGAGCCCCUGAGAGCACCUUGUGUGUCUGCAUUACCCAGAUUAUGGGUAGUCUCUAUCCACUAAAGAGAAUGAACAUUCAGAGUAAGUCUAACAUUCCUUUUCCAAGCUCCUGGGGGCCCUUGGAGGUGACCCUCUUUUCUUUGGGGGGAAAUGGAUGGAGUUUUGCUCAACAUGGCCUCAUUGAGGGUUCUGUGCACCAAAAGGUGGGGUUUAGUUUUGCCCCCCAGCCCCUUCUCCAGCCACCAAUGCUGCUUUUGCUAAAAGUGAAGCCAAACUUCCUCUUGUGUUUCUGGUGACACUCCAAGAGGUGUAGGCCCAGAAUGAACAUAGUGGUCCCCCCUGUUAAAAAUCAGUGCAAGGCAACAAUAUUAUAAGGCAAAAUCUAAAUACCAAGAUGCAAUAAGACAAAAGCAAAACUUAAAACCAACCCAUCUAGUUUAACUGAGAUUGACAUUGCUCAGAGAUUUUAAGGAGAUUUUCCUGCCUCGGGAGAAGCUGGGCCUCAGGGAAGGAAAGAGACGAGGACUCUUUGGUGCCUUCUCUGUCUUAAUUGAGAGGGAAUGACCAUCUUUUCCUCAGCUCUCAGGAUUGAUCUGUGCAAUUAGAGGUUUGUGCCCUGGAGUAUGAGAGGUCUCGAUUAGACGUUUGGCUGGCUUUUUACAAAGCACCGCUUAAGAAAACUGUAACCUUAAAGGGAAGUUGGCCAUAAAUGUCUACCAGGUCAAUAUGUAUUGAACAAUUAAAAGCUCUUCUUUCUCGCACACACACACACGCACACACGCACACACACAACUCAGUACUGGUGUCAGAAUUAAAAUCAAGUUGAAAAGUUAAAUGUUCUAGAAGCAGUUAGUGUGUCCUCCUCACCCUUUUUCCCAACUUCUCUUGAAGUCACUGGCAGCGGCUUCUCCAAGGUUGCAAGCAGGAGUCUCUCUCAGCCCUAUCUUGGAGAUGCCGCCGGUGGGGGGACUUGGAACCUUCUUCACGCAAGCAGGCAGGUGCUCUUCCCAGAGUGGCCCCAUCCCCUAAGGGGAAUAUCUUAUAGUGCUCACGCAUGUAGUCUCCCAUUCAAAUGCAAACCAGGAUGGACCCUGCUCAGCAAAGCAGACCAUUCAUGUUUGCUUCCACAAGACCAGCUCUCCUCCCAUGGCAUUGCUAGGUACUUAAAAUAUGCGGGUCACAGGUCCACAGCCCCCCCCCGAUAAUUACACCCAAUCAAAUCUCGCCCCCCAAGAAUAACCACAUAUGUUUUUUAAAGUAUCUAAUAAUAUAAUCCAGCACCUCUGAAGGUGGAAGCAGCGGCUAGGGGCUCUCUCCUCUGCUCUCUGCCUUCACUGCUGCAAGUCCUUUAUGGAAAAGGCCAUGGUGGGUGAUGAGAUUUGAGGCUCUGAGCAAUUCAUUGGGGUUGCCUAUGCCCCAUGGGCCGUGCCCUAGUGACGUCACUGAGCGGAAGGCUUCCAUCAUAGGAACAUAGGAAGCUGCCAUAUACUGAGUCAGACCCUUGGUCUGUCAAGCUCAGUAUUGUCUACCCAGACUGGCAGCGGCUUCUCCCAGGUUGCAGGCAGGAAUCUCUCUCUCAGCCCUGUCUUGGAGAUGCUGCCAGGGAGGGAACCUGGAACCUCAGAUGCUCUUCUCAGAGCGGCUCCAUCCCCUAAGAAGGGGAAUAUCUUCCAGUGCUCCCACUUCUAGUCUCCCAUUCAUAUGCAAGCAGGGCGGACCCUGCUUAGCUAAGGGGACAAGUCAGGCUUGCUAUCCCAAGACCAGCUCUCCUCUCCAUCAGAACCUCCAGGCUUCUUAAUGCUUAACUUGCACCCGGUUUCGCUUUAAGACGUUUCCGCCCACCAGUUCCAGAGCAGUGAAGGCACUUUGCUGCUUGGGUGGGCUCCCAGUAGAUGGUGCUGGUGCCGUUCGCCCGACUCCCGCACCAGCUAAUAAGCCAGCAGACUUCGUGAGUUUGCUGAAGGAGAGCUCAGUGGUAAUAGCUCCCUAACAGGUACCUAAUAGCAGCCCAGGGACUCACAAUGCCAGGAUUUAAACAGGGAGCAAGAUCUUUGGAAGACGUGCUUUCUUGCCAUGGGGUGUCUGGGCAAUAUACCCCUAGUCUUAUCCAUGGAGGUGGAAGCAGAGCCAACUUGUCUCUCUGGGCUGCAAAUUUUCCCCUGUCUCAACACUCCAGCUCUCCCUCCCUCAGGGCCCCCCCAGGGAGCUUUCAAGGCUUGUGUAUUGGAGGGCAUUAAGCCACCAAUGCAAAGCUCCUUCUCCAGUCACAACAGGGGCAUCCCACCUCCAGAACUAGCCAGGCCCUCAUUCUAGCAAGCCCCCAGUUUUGUUUCCCCCCCCCCUUUUAAAAAGCAAUUGAUAGUCAAAGGAAGGCAGGAGAGCAGAGCAAAUGGACGGUGUCUCCAGCCUCCUACCGAUGCAUUACUACUUAAUGGGGUAAUAAAUCCAAAGUGUAGCAGCCACUGGGUGAAGUUUGUAAUGAGACCCAUUUGUAGCCUUAAUGGGAAGCUGGCAAGGGUGUUUUAUCGCCUUAACAAAACGCCUGGCGUUUGCAGGGCUGGAUUAUGACACGCUGAGGCCCUAAGUGAUGUUGGGCUUAAAAGGCCCCAUAGCAUUACCCCACCCCCCCAAAAAAGUAUUAUUCUAGCAAAUAGGACAAUGGACAGAAAUAAUAAAGCUUUGUUUUUACUUGGCAAAGAUGCAACAAACAACUAAUAAUUAACAAGACCAGGUAUCUUGCCAUAAGCCUAUUUGCAUUUAGGAAUAGCUUUAAAUGACAAUACAAAUUGAGUCUUUUUUUUUUUAAUUCAGAGGGCCCUCAUGAUGUAAGGCCCUAAACUGUGUACUUAGCUUGUGCCUAAAUCUGACACUGGGUGUUUGCAUUCAGGACAAGAUGUCACCACACUAUAAAAAGGAUUACAAAAACCAGAACCUGGCUUCAAAGGGCCUAAAGAGGAGGGCUCUUUUUCGGAAGGCAAAGCCAUGCCUUAUGCACUCCAGGAUAUACUGCCUCUGGAGAUGGAGGCUCCACCAUCCACCUGGCUUGUCAUAGAUUAAGAGCCACAGACAGACCUCUCCUCCUCCUCCUGGAAUGAAUUCGCUCUUCUGACUUAAUGACCAGUGCCACAUCUUGUAGGAAAUUAGUCCUGUCCUGAAUCUCCUGCAAAGUGAAGAAAGCUCAAGGAUAUAGGAAGCUGCCAUAUACUGAGUCAGACCCUUGGUCCAUCUAGCUCAGUAUUGUCUACACAGACUGGCAGCAGGUUCUCCAAGGUUGCAGGCAGGAGUCUCUCUCAGCCUUGCCUGAAGAUGCUGCCAGGGAUGGAAAUCUGCAUGCGGAUCCGAGACUGUUUUUGCCCCACCCUCUGUGCUUUUCAUUGUCAGAGUAGCACAGAUUUAGCCAGAGAACACUGGAUGAGGCUGAUUCCUCUGAACACCAAGGCCCAAAGAUGAAGACCCCCUACAAAUGAGUCGGUCUGAUCCAAGACGCAAAAGCUCUACCAGACCCUCAUCACAGCUCCAUUGUGGUCACCCUGGAGGACGUGGACCUCUGGAUGAAAUUUCAUCAGGUGGGAACAGAGAUGAUCAUCACCAAGUCUGGACGGCGGAUGUUUCCCCAAUGCAAGAUCAAAGUCUCUGGCUUGAUCCCUUACGCCAAAUAUCUCAUGCUGGUCGAUUUUGUGCCGAUGGACAACUUCAGGUACAAGUGGAACAAGGACCAGUGGGAGGUAGCUGGCAAGGCAGAGCCCCAGCUCCCCUGUCGGACGUACAUCCACCCGGACUCUCCCGCCCUGGGCAGCCACUGGACGAAGGAGCCUGUCUCCUUCCAGAAGCUCAAGCUGACCAACAACACUCUGGACCAGCAUGGCCAUAUCAUCCUCCACUCCAUGCACCGCUAUAAGCCUCGUUUCCAUGUCAUGCAGGCCGACGACCUGCUCAGCACCCGCUGGAGCAUCUUCCAGACAUUCAGCUUCCCCGAGACGGUCUUCACCUCCGUAACUGCCUACCAGAAUGAGAAGAUCACAAAACUCAAGAUCUACAACAAUCCGUUUGCGAAGGGCUUCCGAGAACACGGGAAGAACACGCGCAGGGAGGGGAGAGUCCAGAAGAACAACCCUGCCAGAGGUCAGAAGAGGACGCAGAGCCACGAGCAGCCCAAACCUGGCAUCGAGGACCCAGAUUUCAGGAGGGACGAGAGCGUGGAGGUGAAGGAAAAGAACCACAGCGUUGCGGCCGGCAGCAGCAGCUGCCCCUUCUGGGUCUCCGAGCAGAACAGCAACCACGGCGGCCUCUCUGCCGAGGCGCCUGCCCGAGUGGAAGAGGGCGAGCUCCCGGCCCAAGGACAGCCCACGCCGCCCCUGGCCGCCGCCGCCGUGGCCACCACCUCUUCCCAGGGCUCCUACAGGUUCCACGAGGCAGCCGAUGGGCCCCUGCCGGCAGCCCCCCUCCGGGACGUCUUGCCUCUCCACGAGUUCCGGGCCAGACCCCACCCACUGGACUUUGCUGCAGUUCCCGAGCCAGAGGCCAAACAGCUUCCUGAAGGAAUAUACGAAGCUGCCUUAUACCGAGUCAAACCAUUGGUCCAUCUAGCUCAGGAUUGUCUACACAGACUGGCAACGGCUUCUCCGAGGCUGCUGGCAAGAGACUCUCUCAGCCCUAUCUUGGAGAUGCUGCCAGGGAGGGAACUUGGCACCUUCUGCAGGCAAGUGCUCUUUCUUCCCAGAGCAGCCCCUUCCCCUGAGGGGAAUAUCUUCCAGUGCUCACACAUGCACUGUCUCCCAUUCAAAUGCAAACCAGGGCAGACCCUGCUUAGCAAGGGGGGCAAUUAACACUUGCUACCUCAAGACCAGUUCUCCUCCCAUAUUUUAAUUGUUUUAAAUUGUGUACACUGCUAUCCUAUUUUACACAUCUUAUUUUAGCCACUUCGUUUUACACAAACUUCAUGUCCUUAUCCUUUUCAACACAGAUGCUUAUAAUUAUGACACUGACCUUCACGAUUUUGCAGUUCUGCCUCUGAUCUUUUCUGUUUUAAGGGGUAAUAGCUCUACAGGAGUCUUCAUAAUAUUAGAGUAGCGAUUUUAAAGUGAUACGACCCUACUGCUUCAUAAGUUGAUAGCGAUUCAUGCUCUACCGUAUGCUGGUCUUGCACCGUAAUCAAGAUGAUUGAUUAAGACACAUAAGCAGGCAUGGCUGGCCCUUCUCCUGUGCCUUCUAGCCAGGCCCACACAACCCCGAAGCAAGAGCCCCAGCAGGGAAGGAGGCCCAUCGCGCUCCCAGGAGCAGCCUGACCCCUAAGCAGUAUUCCCUCUAACAGGGAUUCCCAGCUGGGGAUGCUGGGAGUUGUAGUCCACAACA